AUGACUGAUGUCGAAAUCGUACCCAACACCAGCAUAAAUGACACAGAUCCCUUCAAUGAAGACGAGGUAAGCGAAAGAUCUAGCGUUAUCUUGCCAGAGACAUGAUGGAAUCUGGCGCGCUUAGCUUAUUUGAGGCUUGAGUUGCUGUUUUUUCCUACAUUUAUAAAUGUUAUAAUUUAGCUCUCAUCAUCCGAGGCUGAAACUUCCGUUAUACGACAUCUAUCGGUUGGACAGAGGCCACAUCGCACAUAACGUAAAGGCCCUGUACAUUAAUGAAAUCGUCUUCAAUAGUCAUACUUUGAGCUUGUUUAGGUAUCAAAGUAUAGUUUAACCACAUCUUCGUUUUUCAGCCUGUUUUAGCUGUAAGCUUAAAUGUUCGUAUUAGCUAAUUCUAAAAUUUUGGACGUACACAUAUCGCAUUUUGGCGAUUAGUAACUACACUGUAUACACUUAUUUUUCCAGGCCGAGAGACGGUUUCUGAACUCCAAACCAACAUGUUUUAUUAUAGUUGGAAAGCCGGUUAGUACCUGUGACUGUUCAAGAUACAGAUCUGUCAAUGAACUGUACAACUGAAGAUCAUGAUCAUGAUCAUGAUCUAUAAGCAGGACCCUAACGACUGAAGUUACAUUUAUCGUUAGCCAAUGCAACUCAAGUUAAUUCUCAGCUUUAUCAAAUCGAUCAGAGUCGUUGUCGGACUUUUGAUGGUCUUAGAUCAGUUUCAUUGCACCAAAUAGUUAUUACACUUGAACAGCAAGGCAAGAGGCAUUGCAAGUGUUUGUAAAUCCUGUUGAGCUGAUAGUUGUGCUACCGUACAGUAUGAUCUUAAGUACAGUUAAUUCCCCUAAUUGUACUAUGUGCUUCCUAGCCUCUCACUGAGUAGCACAUGAAAGUUAUGUUUUAUACCUCAUUUCUAAAAGUAAAACAGUUAUCUAUAAUUCCAUUAAUUAGUACACUGCCCACUAAAAUCUUGAAUAAAGUGAGUUGUAAUUAUUCUUUCCAGCAGACAUUUUCAUCAAAAUAAUUAUUUCUUCAUUAUUGUUUACAAUCUGAGGAGGUAAACAAGGACAAACUUUGCUUAACUAUUCUAAAAUUUUGACAGUAUCUGUUGAUUAUUCAUUGUUAUAUGUAGUUUCAUUCCUGUGUUGAAUGCUGGUAAAAAAAAAAUUCCAGCUUAUUUUCUAUUUGAAAAAAUGGUUUUUUUCUGGUCUCAAAUAAAAAAAGUGUGACAUGAUACUUUUUCUGCAUAAACAGGGUUCAGGUAAAACCUCCCUUGCAAGGAAGCUUGCCAGAGCAUGGAAAUGUGAGCUUAUUAAUGGUGAGUAGGAAGGGCAUGCUAUAAAGUGAACAUUAUUUCAACAUCUACUACUUGCCAUAUGAUUAGUUAACAUUCUUUGUACCUUUAAAAUUCUCUCAAAUUUAUAUCAGUGUGGAAUUAAAUCUGCACCUACACUGGGCAGACAAUUGAAAACAUCUUUUGUUAAGAGUGUUAUUUCAAAACAGGUAUUUUUGUAGUCUUAUGCUUGAGUAGUUUCUUUCAGUUGAUUUAUGACUGCUUGUUAUUGCUUGCUUAUUUCUUCUAUCCAAGGCUCAGAAAUAAUCAAUCAAGGAAUUGAACUGCAAACAGAACUAGGUGCCAAUGCACAAGAUAUUUUGCUGAGAGGUGAAGCAAUUCCUGAAGAAGUUUGUGCCAAGGUUUUAUUGGACAAGAUCAGUUCCCCAGAAGUUGCUCAUCAUGGUGAGUACAAACAUUUAUUAUCAGAAAUGCAUAUUAAAAUGUUGAUAACCAGGACCUGUUUAGUUUGUUGAGAGACACUGAAUUAUAUUGCUACAAAAACAUACUUGUCUACUACUUUGUUUGAAUUUUUUUCAUUACUUUUGUAUAGUAUUGAUAAAAAUGUUUCAAAAAUAUUUCUUGUUCUCUUUUUUAGGGUAUGUACUGGAUGGAUUUCCUUCAUUGUGUGAGGACUGGUUAUCAAUGGCUGAUCAGCUUGACCUUGUAAAAAAUCUACCUUUAACACCGGACUUUAUCAUUAAUAUGAAGGUAAAGAACAUAAGUGAACUUAAGGGGAGAUUAAAAUGAUAUUAGAAAUUGUCAAGGUCUUUUUUAUCAUGUGAUAUAAAUAUGGAUAUAUGAUGUUAAAGUAGUUAUUUUCUGAAUAGAAAAUAAAACAGUGGCACAUAUCUACAUUUAGUUUUAGUUGAUACAAAUGCCAACUGAUUUUCUUGUUCUCAUCAGAUUCCAGAUAAAGAUUUAGAAAAGCGACGUUGUGAGCAGCGUGUGGAUCCUUUGACUGAUAUACUUUACACAAAGAGUGAAUACGCCCCUGAGCUUCAAGCUAAAGAUGAUAAAGAAAAAGAUGAAGAAGAAGAAGAAGAGGAGGAAGAAGAAGCAGAAGAAGAAAUGACUGAAGAAGAGGAAGAGGUUGGAUUUUAUUUCAAACUUUAGAACUUAGAUAUUGGUAUUGUUGGUGUUACAAUCUAUUAUAGUAUCUGUAAUCUUGAGUUGAAAAAUUUAUCAUGACUUUCGUGUCUACCUAGUGCCAUUGUUUUAAUCUUCGCUGAACUUGAGUUUACAGUCUGCAUGAUGCAAUGCAAUGCAUGACCUUACAUUAGAUAAAAACACAACUGCAUGAAAGAUGGCAUGGCAAUCACAUCUACAACUAAUUGUUUUUAUUGUGAAGGAGGAAGAAGAAAGAGAAGAGAUCACACCAGAACUUGUUGCAAGACUUGUCACAAGGCCAGAGGACUUACCUCAGAAUGUUGCUACCAGUAUCAAAAAGUAUCGUGACAUGAUGCUGAGAACACUUGAGGUAUGUAACAUGUUCACUGUACAUAUUGUACCACAACUAGAUUGAUAUAACCAGAUUGACAUAAACAUCAUUUCUAUUAUUUUUACAGUUUCCCUUUGGACUUAUCUUUUUGAGAAUGUGGUCAAUUUUGAUGAACUUAUUUUUUGCGUUAGGGUCAGCUAUGUAAAAAAUGACUCGUCAGUAAUUAAACUGAAAUGAAUGAGGUUCAAAUGUGUUUUUUCCCCUUAGGAUUACAUGGCUGAUCAUGAUCAACAGAAGCUUAUUGAGUUGGAUGGUAAUGAGAGUCCAAAGGUUGUCUUCAAAGUGAGUAUUAUAUCUCACUAAAAGAAGAUGAUCAUGUUUCAAUUUUCUUUAGUGGUAUAAUUAGAAAAGCAUAGGAAUUUAACAGUAGUAUAUAAACUGUAAACUGUACUUACAGUACUUUGAAAUAAUUUAACAAUUGCUCUUUUUUUGUACGGCUGCAUAGAAAUACCUAUCAUCAGUAAUUACUUGAAUCUUCUAAGGUUGUUUUGUACUUUAGCUUCCAACUUUUGAGGUAAUUAAGUUCCACCUCACAUUUUAUUUCAGUCUCUUAUGAUGAAACUGAACACCUUCAAAUUAAACCAUGCACUGGUGCCCCUACGACUUCAAGGAGCAGAAGAAGGAGAGGAAAUAUCAGAUGAUACAGAGACUGAUGACCUUCUGCGCACAUUGGCAGCAACUGAGAUGGUAGCACCCAAGUUCCGUUGGCGACGCAGCAAGUGGGGACGUGCUUGCCCUGUGGCAUUGAAGGAGGGUAACAUUGCUCAAGGUGUGGCACAGUUUUCAGUCAGGUAAAGAGACACAAAAUUACAAAGUUGUUGUAGGUUGUCAGAAACUUGUGGAAAGGUCCUUGAAAUCGGAAAUGGAGAACGGUUAUCUUGAUUGACUGCUACAGUUUUGUAUUUGUCUUAAAACUUGAUGAACAUAACAUUUCCCCACCUGAAAAGUAUAGAUCAGAAGACCAUCCACUUGUUAGUCCUUGAUGCAUCUGUGAUCCAAAUUUGCUCUGGGGGAUAAAGUGCUGUAUGUGUAGCACCAAGUCAGUUUUUAAAAUUGAUUUGUUCUGUUUAACUUUUCAGUUUCUUGGACAAGCUAUAUGUGAUGGCAUCAAAUGAAUCACUGGCCCACUUCAUGAGGAAUCCACGUCCCUUCCUUGCCCCCCACCUGCCCUGUCCUCCCUGUAAAGUGUGUGUCCUGGGUCCACCCCACUCAGGAAAAACUGUACUGGCUCAAUCAUUGGCUCAGAGAUACAAUGCCAAGGUAAAAAUGGAACAGCAGUGAUCCAGGUCUCCUUUUUGAAAAUGAUUUUCCCAUGGCUAAUGAAGAAAAGCUGCCUUCUCUACUGUAGUCCCUAAGGGGAGUUAUUAGUCUCCAAGGAUUCCAUACAGGGGGCUCAUUAGGCAUGUGGUGGAGGGGGGGAGUGUUUUUUGAAAAAACUAAUCUGGAACCAAAUGGAAAGACAUUAUUUCUCUUUCAAAUCAUCACUCAGCUGGAAUGAAUAGGGUUUACAACAUGCAUUUAUUUGGAACAGAUUUUUCUCAGAAAUGUUACCCAGCCUAAGUGAAUUUAACUUUCAUUUUCAUAACAUCCUAAUUUUGCUGCUUGUUUUUUGUAUUAUGGGAAAUCAAUGGUGCCGACUAUAAACUUGAAGCUCUCUAUAGAGGGCCUAUAAGUAAGAAUGUUUGCAUAAAAAGGUGCAAACAAAUGGAUCAAAAAAUAUUAUUUACUGGUCAUGCUGUUGUUUUUACUUAUUCUUGAUGCCCUUAAUUUCAUUCUUCAGGUUUUUGACAUUGAUGAAUUAAUCAAGCCACGGAAAGAGGCUGCUAGGAAGAAAAUGUUGGAUGAACUAAGGGAGGAAACUAUCGAAUCUGCAAAAUCCAAAAUAACUGCAGCAAAACAAUCACAACAACUUGAAGCUGCUGAGGAGGAAGAUGAAUGUAAGUCUGCAACUAAAUAUUCAAUAUUAUGCUUCAAUUACAUUCACAGUCUACUGAAAGAAAGAAUAAUUUCCUCUGUAAUGCAACUCCAUUUACAAAGCUAACCAUUUCUUUUUCAUUAGUUAGAUGGAUAUUUUACAAUCAGUGUACUGUUGCAACCUCGAUUAGUCUUUUAAUGAAGAGGUUAGAGUGUCCUGUGCACUGACUGUAGCUGUGUGCAGAUGCUCAUACAAAUAAACAAAGUCUUUUGUUUAUCUUGAAAAAAAGUUUUCUGCCAGGUAUUUGGUAGAACAUCUAACUCCAAGUCAGAAAUUCAUGACCCAUGGUAAACUUUUUAAAUUAAUUUUUUAUGUUAUUCGGGUUGUCAUCUCCAUCUAAGGUGUUAACAAAGCUCAGUCUUAGGGCAUAUUUAACUUCUGUGUUUUCUUCCUCAAACAGCUGAUCCAGCUGAAGAUGCUGGAGAAGCAGCAGUAGAAGGGAAAGAGGGGGAUGAAGAUGGAACCAGUGGAGGAGAGAAAACACAGGAAGGAGAUGAAGCAGGUGAUGAUGGUAAACCAAGGGUGGCUAUUAAGGUAGAGGUACCUAUUGAUGCUAAUCAUCCUGAAGUUGUUAAGAUUGUCAAUGAGGUCAUGGCCGAGGCUGAGAAAAGAGAACCUGAACUACCACCAGAUGAGUAUACUGAUGUGAUUGAAGAGGCUAUUCAAAAGAGAUAUGCUGAGCUACAGGAACUGAACCCUGAUGGACCUCAGUAAGUUUGUACAGUAGUGAUUUUGGCUUUGGAUAAACUUGAAUUCUAUGUUGUCAUUUUUCUUGCACUUGGCAGCCAUCCAUGUUACUAUGAUGUAGCAUGAUGGUCUGAGCGAGGGUAAACAUAAACCUGAAGGGAAGUAAUCAUCAUGAACAUGUGAACAACUUUUUUGGAUACGGGAGGUCUAAUGUAUUCUACAACCUGUUGUUAGCACUGGGCCUCAUUCUAGGCUGAGAAACUUCAAGGGUAGAAUUUUCGGCCAGACUUUGGUGAAAACAAUAACAGCACAGCCAAAGAAUUUUAAAACCCCUUUCUUUGAUUUUGCUUCUAUGGCAUUAUCGAGAAAACUUUUCCAUUUAUUUUUCUGACAAAGCACUCUAGAACCUAUUGUUCUUUUUUUCAUCGACGUAAGUAGCAACCAUUUUGAAAAAUGUUUUGUUUGUUUUUAUCCUAGUGCUGGUGGUUACAUUUUGGACAACUUUCCGAGAACACGAGAACAGUUCACUUCAAUGAUUGAAAGAAACAUUGUUCCUGAUGAGGUGAUAUGCCUAAGAGAUGAUAGUGAAAAUGGAGAAUACUUGCUGAAAAGAUGGUAUUACACCAACAAAGAAGGUAUCUUAAGAAACAUAUUCCAGAGUGCAAGACUGACACACGGACACACACGCAGACAGACAAACAGACAGGCACGUGGACUAGUGAACAGAUGUGCUAGCUGAUUCAAUAUGAUAGGAUGGUGAACGGACAUGAAUAUAAGGAAUUUUCUUUUCCAUAACCCUGGCUUCCUAUCACGAUACUGAGAAAAACAAAACCACCAGAUCCAUUGUGGGUCUCCCGGUUUCUGGUCAUGUUGGAUAUGAAGUUAAAGUCUGGGUUUUUAGCAUUUCUGUUGUGCGCGCGUCUAUUUUCAAAUUUGAUUGAUGAUCAUGAUUUGUAUUUUCCAGAACUUCAUGAGAAAUGGGAGGCCAGACGCGCCGAGGAACGAGCUAGACAGGAAGCCGAGCGAGCUGAAAGGGAGAGGAAAGAAAAAGAAGAAGCUGAAAGAAAGGCUGCGGAGGAAGCCAAGAGGAAGGAAGAGGAAGAAAGGCUCCGGCAGGAGCAAGCUGAGGAAACCGGCGAGGGAGAGGAAGAAACACAGAAGGUCGAUGGAGAGGAUUCUAAGGAAGAGAAGGCAGGAGAAGAGGAAGGAAAAGAAGAGGAGGAGGAAGACGAUGGUGCUACUACUGAAGCUGAACCGAAGGCUACUGAGACACCUGAGGUGCAGCCUUCAGUAGAAGACCUGUCAUUAGGUCCGGGACUUGAAGAAGAGGAGUUAAUCCUGGAUUCAGACAUGCCACCCAAUACUCCCGAGACAGAGGAGUUCAAGAAUCUUAGAACGAACUAUGAUCGAGACUUUACACAGCUGUUGUCUGUAUUGAAAGGCACGAAUAAUAUAGAACCUAUAAUGGUAGCUGUUGACAAAGAACUGGACAAACUAAGCAAGGAGGUGGUCAAAAGAGUUGAAGGUAAGAAAGUACAUCUGUGUGACCACUGUGAUGAAAAAUAUCGUUGUCGAUAAGAGUACAGAUCACGCUUAACCACUGUUGAUUUGUUAAGUCUCGUUUCAGUUAAAGUCAAUCGCAUUUCUGUUUCAGCCCCGUUCAAUUACCGCGGCUGGGAGUACACAGGAAUGGAUCAAGACGAAGAAGAAGAAGACUUCGCGGAAGAAGAAGAAGAGGAGGAAGAGGAAGAAGAGGACAUUUAUAACAAGGACAAGAAAAAGAUCUUUGGGGACACAAACCAUUACUGUCCUGUAAUGUUGAAGGAAAAGUUCGUUUUGUGGCCGGGUAUCGCUGAAUGUGCUGCCAAAUACCGCGAGAGAACAUACUUUUUCUCCUCUCCUGAAUCUAGGGGUGUCUUCUUGGAUGAUCCAGAGAGUUUUUUGCCGAGCAAUAGAACUCUUGAGGUGAGAAAUUUUACAAACUACAAAUGGCUUCUGAUUUGCAUUAGGUUUUGUGGCGAUUACAACGAACGCAAAAGCACACAUGCUGUUUCUCAUUAAACUGUUAUUAAUUCAAUCGAUAGCCUCCCCCGAUUCGUCUUUUGAUCGUUGGUCCCAAAGGAGCAGGUAAAACCCUUCAUGGCCGUCAACUUGCCAAACAAAUGGGCGUAUUCCACAUCUCAUUCAAGGAUCGUCUCCAGGAACUUAUUAUCGCAAAGACGAAAAAGAAGAUUGGGCCUGAGUAUGAUGAUGACGAAGAAGGAACCGGUGAACAAGCCAUCACAGCACCUGAAGGACUGGAGGGGACUGGUCAGUAUUUUUGAGUGCAAUUCUAGAUUUUGCUUCAUUCAAUUCUUGUUCAAAAAAUGAAGAAUUAUUAAAAGUUUCUCAUCACUUUGAAGUAGACUUCCAGAUAUGCAUUUCAGUAAGAAAAAUUGUGUUUUAUCCAGAUACAGAAAAUGCUAUUAAGGCUGGAGAGGGAGAAGCUGAUGGCGAGGAAGGGAUUGGGGGCGAAGGAGAACAAGAACUGGAACUAACAGACGAAGAGGAAAGCAUCCGCGCCAAUUUAGCUGAUGGUGAAGCCUUACCAAACGAAACUUUGGACAAGAUUCUCCCAGCAUGGUGGAACGAGGAGCCCUUCAGGUGAGAUGGGUGCUAUACUACACGUCAUUAACAAGUUAAAUUAUUGCUUAUUCUUUAAAUCUGUUAACUUCGUAGACAUCUACGCGCUUUAGUCAAGAGAACUCUAUUGAUCUAAGCUUACCACGCUUUUACUGGAAUUUUCGAAUAAAUUAAACCUACUGAAGCGAUCGACGAUUCUUUUGGUUUAUUUUUUCUUUUGUUUUUCUUGUUUCCCUCAAGAUCUACUGGGUUUAUCUUGGAGGGUUUCCCCCGUACUGAAGCUGAGGCUCGUUACCUUUCCUCUGUGGGCCUGUUUCCAGACAUUGCAGUGAUCCUUGUGGUGGAAGACACAGAAAUUGUUGAUCGCCUCCUGCCACCACUUCUUGACAAAUGGCGCCUGAAACGAGACAAGCGAGAGGCGGAGAAGGAGCGACAACGAGCAUUGGCUAAGAAACAGAAGGUAAAAUAAAUGAUAUCUCAGACAGUUUUCUUGUAUCUCUGCCAAGAAAGCUUAGAAGAUGUCUCAAGUUGGUGUCUUUGAUGGUGCAGUGAUCGGCUCUCACCAUCGUCGUCUGAAUUGUUUUUUCGUUUAGUCCAAGGAGACAACGAAGGUGUAAAGUAAAUCAGCUAUCACUAUUUCGACAAUUUUCUCUAAACAUUGCCUUUCUUUUUCAUUCUCUCCAAAGGACGAAGAUAGAGCACGGCGACGGGAAGAAAAGAUGGCGGAAAUAGAGGCCAAAAAAGCCGAGAAAAUGGUAAUGUUCUUGUUCACCUUGUUUUAUUCUUAGUGGUUCAUUUUUAUUUGAACUAAUUUACAAUCAUGUACGACCAUUUCCGAUCAUCUGAGUUCAGUCCCACCUGCGUAACUUUUGGUUUACACUCGCUUCCAGGCCCGCAGGGCGCAGAGGGACAGCGAUGACAGCGAGGAUGAUGGAGACGAAGAUGAAGAGGACGAAGAUAUUGAGGCGCUGUUGGAUGCUGAGGAGGAAGAUGAAGAAGAAAUGGAGGAAGAAGAAGAGGAGAGUGAAGAGGAUGCUAUCGAACGACUGAAAACUGAGAUUGGAGAUCGGUAUGACGAGGAGACGGGACGAGUUGCUACUGUGCAGGUCAGUACGGAUGAGUUGAUCAGUUCCCAGUGUGUUUUGUGUUGUCAGAGAGAAAGCUAUCACUUUGAAGAAUGUGGUUUUUUUGUUUGUAAUGUCUAAUAAUCAAAUCGUAUAAUUUUUUACUCAAAAAUUACCGCAUUUUUUGUUUUGUCUCUAUUUUUUAUAGUAUACUAGCCUGAGAUAAAUCUAAGCCUUUUUGUUUACAUGUAUGUACACGAAGCAAGUUGCACGAAGUUGUGUUAACUGUUUACUUACUUGUAGAUCGACUUUUAAGCUCUGAAUAGGGAACAAAACUGUCAAAGAAAAUAGGAAAAAACGAACCAUACGAAGACUGCUAUUGUUAAAAAGAAAGCCUUCGAAUGAAUCUGGUUUCAAAAUUGAUGCAAAAUUUUUUAUCUUAAUAUUUAAUAUUUAGGAAACACUAGAAGAGAUUUCAAUUCCUCGGGUUGAAAUUAAUGGCGGACGGAAGCCGCGCAUUGUGGAGUAUUGUAUCAAGAAAGUUCUGAAGCCUGUGGUUGAUUUCCGGGAGAGUCUAUUUGAUCGGUGCUUCGCUAUUGAUGGUUACUUGGCCAACAGAAUGCUUGCUAUGGGUUACAAGUUUCCGAGUCGCUUUGGAAGGUGGUGUCCUGUGAAGGUAAUACUACGAUUCGUCAAAUCUUGUUAGUUCCAGGUUAAGAAAUAGUCAGGGAAAAGUCAGGUACUGCAUAGUAAGGACAGCCGUAGAGAGAGGCUGGCUGUGCCAUCUGCAUAAGGUCAGGGAAAAAUUUUGUUUUCGCGAGAAAAGUUUGGAGAAGUCAGUUAGUUUUUUAAGCUGAUGUCUGUGGCAAAAUGAGGAAGAGGUAAUCAUUAUUUUUCAUAUCAUUUCUCAUCUUCAUUCUUUCAUUACAGCCACUUUAUUUACUUGUAUCAUACUGAUUUCCGUGGCUACAAUGGAAAGUCCUUGAUUAAUUUGUGCCAUGUGAAAUAGCCCGUUGGUUGUUGAGCACAGAAAAAAAGUGUUGAUCGUAGAAUAAAGUGGACUUUUCUUUUCAGUUGCUGGAAGGUGAAGUUCUUCCCCCUCAACACGGCUUUGGUGUUAAUUCCUUCCCUGUUGUCUACCGACAACAUAUUUACUUUUGCUCGGGACGAGACGAGCGGGAGACGUUCAUGCAGUGUCCAUCACGUUUCUUGAAACAACCUUCUCCUAAACCUGUCGUUCCUAUUAAGAUGGCGAUCAUUGGACCUCCAAAGUCUGGCAAGACUGGAUGUAAGUUUGAGUACAUUUUGAUAAUAACAUGUAAGGUUAUAGAUGUUUUACUCCCUUCUCUACUCCUUAAAUUUCUCUUCCUACUCCACCCCACCUAAACAUGAAUUUCACCAAGAUUUUCUCGUUGUGAGAUUUAAGCAAAACAGAUAUUUGUUUCCUCUAUAUGUUUGAUUGAGUCAUGGGUACGAGAGAAAGAAGGGAAAGUCGAGAAAAUUGGCUCGUUGUUUGUCGUAAACUUCAAAGUUCUUCAAACUCUCUAUAAACAAAACGAAUGAUUGGAUUAUAAUGUUUCUCUUUCAAUGCAGUGGCAAAGCGUUUUGUGGCGGAGUAUGGCGUAGUGAGACUAUCUAUAGGAGAAGCAAUCAGAAAAGUUCUGAAUUUCCAAUCAUACACGGAACUGGCUCGACAAAUCAACCUUCACCUAAAGGCUGGGAACCCCGUGCCAGAUGAAUUGGCGGUACAAGCUUUGGAGGUCGCCCUGUUGGACAUGCAGUGUCAGACGCGAGGGUAAGUUUGUGGGUUGGUGGGAGAAGACAUUUCCUAGAAACCCGUUUUUGAGAAAAAUUACUUUGAAUAACUCUAAAAAAUGAUUACAACUAGUCCGAUCUAAGAUAAUGAGGAGCGGCUUAAAGAGAGCUAGACAUAGGUUCCGAAACAAAAGUAGCGGUUUUCUUUAACUUUUCAUUUUACAUUAUUAUAUAUUUUUUUCAUGAUAGGUUUAUACUUGACGGAUAUCCUGUCACCAAGAAACAAGUGGAGCUAUUGACCGAGCGGAAGAUUAUUCCUGUUAGAGUUCUGGAACUACAAGUAGACGAUGACGAAGUGUUGAGACGAGGAACCGCUGACCGUCAUGCUCCAACAAGGUUUUAAAAAACGAAAUCAAUACUCCGCUUUCGGUUAAAUAGACGACUGUAGACCCUCAAAGAGGCCUCUUAGACACAAUGUUGUAUUUUGUAUCUAACAAUUUGUUCAAGUUUUCAUAGGCAUAGCUUUGUUUUUUGUAGUGUUUUCAAGAGAAUUUAUAUUUUGAUGACUGUUUCUCGUCUUAUCUGUCCCAGGAUCCUUCCUUUGCACGAUAGUCAACAGAUACUCGGCAUCAGGCUCAACGCCUGGCAGCGAGAGGUUGUGGAGGUCAGAGACUGGUACCAAAAAGAGCACAGAAAUUGGGUGCCUAUGGACGGUCAGCGGUCGAAGUGGUGGAUUUGGAACCAGGCUCUUGAUGAAGCCAGAAAAAGCGUCCGUCAGAUUCAAACUUACUUACAGAGAUUAUCUGAAGGUAAAGUCAGAGGCGAUUCAUUUGAUAACUACCACAGAGAAAUAUGUUAGAGUGGGUAAUAAGCUUUUUAUCGCAAUCGUGAUUUGGGAACUCACUUACUAAAUUGUUUUUAAAAAUUCGGUUUCUAGAUAACAAGCAAAAUGGUGAACGACUACUUAGCGAAAAAUACAACUUUGAAUACCAACAAAAAACAGAUGCAUUGUUUGCGGCUAGUUGAUAAGUUACUGAAAAUGUUACUGAUCGCCUAAUGCAACACCACAACGCUAGUAUAAGUUGAGAGGGGUUUGGAAGUUAAUGGAGUAAUGAGGAGACAGGUUAUUUGUUGACCUUUGUUGAAGACUCGGCACCAAGCCCCGUCGUUAGUUGACUAACCUUAACCUUCUCUCGUACUUUUAGGCAAAGCGGCGUCAAUAGCGGAUAUGUGUAUCACACCGAGUGAGUGUCUUGUCCGCUUGGGCGACUUUGGCCAGUACUGCCCAGUCAGCUUAGCUGACCGUGGAGAGUUGGUCGACUGUUCUGUAAACUCUUCGCUUGAAUUUGCCGCCGAGUUUCGAGGACGUUAUUACAAAAUGGCGUCCAGAGUGGAACUAGAACUAUUUCUCGCGGAUCCAGCUCGUUACGUUCCUCCCCAGGCCCCUAGAAAACUCCCUGCUCCCGACCUCCUUCCGAAAAGAAGGACGGAAGCGGAAGUUAAAGCUAUGUUCCCGAAACAGAUUGAACUAAAAGGCUACUGUCCUGUGACGUAUCUGGAUGGCAAACUGAGGUUAGUGAGUAUUAGCAUGUGUGGUUUCUGUCCAACGAAGAAUCUGCAUUCAUGUUACGACCUACAUUACAUGGUAUAUCUCUCGGCAAUUUUUAAGGGAAACGAUCUCUUGAAAGAAAUAUUUAAGAAACGUGUGUCCGAAAUACUGAAAGGAGAGGAAGGAUCAAGUGAAAUGUAUAACGUAACUAAAGGAAGAGCAAAAAGAUGGGAGCACUUGAUUUUUUCGCAUUUUAUUUAUUUAUCUAUUCAUUUACUGUUUUAAUUUUUACAGCUACAAAUCCAUUUUGUUUUUAAUUUCCUUGACUUAUUGUCAUUAUUCGUAAUUUUUCUAUCCGCAGAUAUGAACACAUUGUUCCUGGAGAGACAAACUUAGUGGUUGAAUAUAGAGAAAAACUAUUUUGCUUUGAAUCGGAAGAAAAACUUCAAAAAUUUAUGAGGUAAUUAUAAUUUGACCACGCAGACAAGAUUGAGAAAGGCUAAAGAUAGAAGUUUCAAAUUUUUAACAUGAAUUUCCUUUUUCCAUUGCAACGGGUUGGUAAGGUAAAAAAUAAUUACUUACAGCACUGAAAUAAGAAUAAUCAAACAAUUCUCGUUUCUAUCAACAGGCUACCAGAAAAGUACCACGGAUUGACACUACCACACAAGUUACCACCGCGAAAAGAACCUUUACUUGUCAGUGGACUCCCUAUGUUAGGUUACAUGGAGCAGAGUGUAGCCACUGCUCUAACCAAAGCGCUUACUGCUGUGGGUUGUUUCAAACCGAAGUAUCCAUUCAUUGAUGCUAAGAAAUCUGCCUUACUUUAUAUUGGCUAUCACCUUAAAGGUCAGAAACGAGUAACGUGAACGUAAAAACAUAAAAACUGGCGGAAUUCAUGGCAAAUAAAGUAGCCUCGUAGGCUAGUUAAACAAUUGGGAGUUUAAGCACAAACGUGAUGUAAAUGGCGACCGGAAUUUAAGAUUUCCUAUGUGUGUUUUGUUUUGUGUGAGAUACUAAAACAAGCGCUUUUCAAUUGACUGCUUGCUAUCAAAGAGCGUCAGAAGUAGUUUCAUUCUCCUCCUGGUCGCCACACGUGACCGUCUGUACUUAAGCGUCCUUUUAUCUCUCUCUUCACUUCCACAAAAGUUAUACUGCUGCCCGCAUUAUUUAGUGAUUGUUUGCGUCCGCAGAAAAUGUUCAACAAUUUCCACUUCCUAAACAUGUGAAAUCUGCAAUACUCUUUCUCCAUUUUUAUUCUUGUGAUCUCAAUGAAUUUCACACCUAUCGUAUCGCGUUUUAAGGAAGAAAGAAAUGUAGAAGUACAAAUCCAGUUAAAGCUGGGAGACAUUUCUAUUGGGAUCCAGCAGUUUAGAGAGAAGUUGAACUUAAACCUUUUUUUUUUCUCAUUUCAGCCUACAACCCUAAGAGCAGUGAGUAUGUGCGCAAAAAAUACAAACAGAAAUUGAUGAGGUUCGAGGAAGAGUGUGAACUGAUUGGGUACCUCGGCAAAGAGAUGACCGUUCGUUACCGAGAACCAGAUGAACUACCCAUCGACUUUGAUCACAAACUGUCAGUUUUUCUGGCGCUUAAAGACAUAGAACCCACACCGACCUGGUGUGCGUGAUACUUCAGUCACGGUGAAAUCGUUCGUACGUGAAGUUUCCUACAAAGUUGUGAUGAAAGACAAAGUUAUUUAUUUUGAAAGAAAUCAUGGUUUACUUCUAACUCUUGACUAGCAUUUGGAUCUAAAUUGAACCGGUAUUGUGCAAUGUAUAUAUAAUGUCCGCAACAAGGUGGC
Pocillopora meandrina is the source of this 14281-nucleotide messenger RNA. The record is from the annotation of a GenBank genome assembly. Lineage: Eukaryota; Metazoa; Cnidaria; Anthozoa; Scleractinia; Pocilloporidae.